Messenger RNA from Besnoitia besnoiti, 8748 nucleotides. RefSeq lists its product as uncharacterized. Bases 1 to 8748 code for a protein of 2915 amino acids. NCBI's taxonomy places the organism in Eukaryota, Apicomplexa, Conoidasida, Eucoccidiorida, Sarcocystidae. The record is from RefSeq and is a predicted model, not a curated record. The transcript has 10 exons.
AUGGCGACCCCGUGGAGUGCCGAAGAGGCGCAGGCGCCGAACGUGACGCCUGUCUGUGUGCCGCAGCCCGCCUGGCGCCCGUGGAAGUGGGGCGGCGACGGCGCUCAUGCGAGGGCGAAGAAGACCAGAGACGCGGCGGCGCGCAGAAUGUCGCGUCCUGCGGCGUCGGAAGGCCCACGGAGCUCCUCUUGGAGCCGCCAAGAAGGCGAACGAGGAGACGAGCCGCUGCCGGCGGGGAGUCAAGAAAGAGAAGAAAGUCCUGAAAGGCAAGAGCGAGGACUCAGGCCCUCUGUGCCCAGGCGUGGCACCCCCGCGUCGGCCGGAGUUGUGCCGCUGCCAGUCGCUGCCGAAGCGCCUCCAUCCACCUGUUUCUCGUCUGCCGCCUCGGGGGACACCGCCUCGCGUGUCCAGCCUGCAGAGGGCGUCGCGGCAUCUCUCUCUCCGCCUCCUCGGCACGGUUUUUCCCGUUCAGUUUCUCCCGGCGCGUCUUCUUCAAGUCCUCUGUCGGCGCCAGCGUCCUAUUCUUCUCCCCGCGGAGACGGGUCUCUCCCUGCGUCUGCAGCGCGGUCGCCUCCCGCGUGCGCGGGCGGUGACGGCGAGGAGCUCUCGGCUCCCGCGCAAGAGCGAAGAGGACGAGACGCCGCGAGGAAGGUGCUGGCCUUGCGCCCACGGGACGCGGGCCUCUUAACCCGCGCGGUCUCCGUCGCCUCCACCUCUGCGCUCGCGUCCGACGCUCCUGGCAAAUUGGGGACUGUGCCUGCUGUCUCUCCCCCUCCAUCGAGCGAGACUCGAGAGGCCUCUCGACGAGCGACGGCCGCGGGUGGAGUCGAGAAAGCGAUAAGCACCCGAUUCGAAGAAGAGCGAAUCGAGCGAACAAAGAGCGGGGCGACAGCAGAGGACCCGCCAGGAUCGCGAGAACUUGCGCAUUCGUCUUCACAUUCCUCCUCUCUGUCAAGCGAAGGGGGCUCGCCUUUCGCCGCCUCGUCCUCUUUCUCUCUCCGUAUCUCCGCUCCUUCCGCUGUCCGUCCCGCCGCCUCUGAGCCGAGUUCCGUUCCUUCAGUUUCCUCUAGUUCAUUGUCUGCCUCCUCGCUUUCGCGUUGUCGUGCGUCUGGCGGUGCUUUGUUUCAUCGAGACCCUCCUCGGUCUCCGGGCUCUUCUUCGUCUGCUACUUGUGCUUAUCGCACGUCGCUGAGCGACGUCGAGCGUCUGCCGCCACUCAUCCUUCAGUCUCUCGCGUGCGAGUUUCUGUCGCUGUUUGAGGCCGCGCGUUUGGCACGUUGCAGCCGCAGUCUGCUGCGCUCUGCGCAAGCGCAAGCCUGGGUUCGACGUCAUCUCAAGGACGGAGCCCUGCAUGCGCGGCCCAAUUUCCCUCCGCUGUCUCCCCUGCAGCCUCCGCCGCCGCUGCCUUCCUCGCUUCGUCGCCCUUCACCCUCUUCUGCGUCGCCUGCUUCCUUCGCCUCGACUUCCUCGUCUUCCGCGCCUUCCUCUUCUGCGCACUGUUCCUGUCGGCGGUGCGCGUGCUGCGGCGAAGGGCCUUUCUGCGGGGGCGACCGAGAGAUCCGCCGGCGCCGGCGCCGAGUCUGGCUGCUCGCCCACGGGCGGCUCGACCGCCUAGGGCUCCAGAUCGCCCGCGAGCUGCAGUGGGCCUCCGCGCUGGGCUCCACCUCGGGCGCGGCGCAGCGCGGGAAGCGUCGGGAGAGAGAAGGAGAAACCGCUUGCGUGGAAAGGCCGCGGGAGGGGAGAGAGCCGCAGGACAAAGAGGGAUGUCUGCGAGAGUCAGGUCGUGUUGGGGAAGGGCGCGCGCGAGACGCCUCAGGGCCGCCUGAGCCGGCGGACUGUCUCGAGGAGCGAUUUCGAAUCCGAAUCGACCGGCGCGUCGCUAAACGACGAGAUAGUCUUAGCGAGACGGCGGAGGCAAGGGAGGGGGAGUCGAGGCGUGUCUGUGGCGACGGAUGCAAGGCAGGUGUCGCCGCAGCUGCUGCGCAGGCAUCCGCGUUUCUCUAUCCGAGAGUCUUCAUGCCCGCGGCCGCCUUCAACAUCUCCGCCCCUCUGUCUACCGCGAGGCGAAAGGCACUCGCGCUGCGCGCUGGCGAAGCAAAUCGCACAAGCUCGCCUGCCUCGUUGUCUUCGAGUUUUUCAGCGUUUCUGGAGGCGUUUGCCUCAGGCGCGGAGCGAUUCUCUCCCGCAGAGGGCGAGGCGGGCGACUCAGACCCGCGGCUUCCAGACGAUGACGAAGAAAACGAGGAACUCCUUCCCUGGCCCUGCCGAGAGGUUUUCGAGUUUCUUCUCACCUGUCGACUCGAUGAAUCGCGCGUGGACGAAAUUCGGCGGGACGUGCCGCGCACGUUUCCUCACCACCCUUAUUUCCGCCGGCGAGAAGGUCAAGCCAAGCUCUACGCAGUUCUGCAUGCGCAUGCAAGUCUCUGUCCCUCGACCGGCUACUGUCAAGGCAUGAACUUCCUCGCCGGCGCCCUGCUCAUCUUCACGGGAAGCGCCUUGUGCGCGUUUUGGGCGCUCGUCGUGAUGCUGCGGUGUCUGGACUUCCAGCUGCUCUUCGCCUCCGGAGUUCCUCUCCUCCACGCUCGCGUGUUUCAGUUCAACACGAUUCUCACGCAGCAUCUCCCGAGGCUCGCGCGCCACCUGCUCGCGCAUUCCCUCUCGGUGAACUUCUUUGCGCACCAAUGGCUGAUGACCUGCUUCUCUUACCACGUUGACCUCGCGACGGUCGCUUGCAUCUGGGAUGCGUUUUUUCUCCAAGGCUGGAAGGGCCUCUUCCGGGCGGCUGUCACCCUCCUCGCUCGACUCGAGCCCGCGAUUCUGCAGCGCUCAAGCACCGACGAGAUCCUCGCCGUCGCGCGGGUCAGUGAGCAUCGACGCAGGGCGAGCGGUCACUGUUCCGCCUGCGUGCGCAUGAGACAGGCCGAAGGGAGGCGGAAUCUCUCGUCCUCUUCUCCCGCGAGCCUGUCCUCGGCUGCUUCUCUCUCAGGCUCCCCUGUGGGAUCGUCGCGCAGCCCGUCUUUUUCUUCUGUCACUUCUUCCUCUCAGGCUGCUCAUGCCUCCGCCGUGCGUCCUACGCGUGGCGACCGCGACAGGGCCUUCGGCGACGGCCUGCAAACUCGACAGCGCGGGCGAGAGAGGAAGACGCGUGCGGAAUUUCCCGGCGGCCGCCUUCUCGUGUAUGCCUGCUGCGCGGAAUGCCGGUACACCUCGUUUCUGCGGGAUAUGAGGGCAGUCAAGGUCACCAACAGCCUCCUGGAUGACCUCGGCAAGGCCUUCAUGAAUAAAAAGAUGCUGGCGCUCCUCGACGGCUUGGGCUCUGCGGGCCUCCCGGGUGAGGCCCUGGGCGCAGCUGCGGCGGAGGGCAGACAGGCUGGGAAGCCCCCGUCACCCGCCCUUGCCUCGCCGUCGCAUUCCGACGAGCCGUCGUCUUCUGGUGCCGCCUCGGCCGUUUCGUCCUUCGGUUUGCUCUCGCGGCUUCUGGGCGCGGUGCCCUCGAGGAAACCGGCGACCGCAGAAGACGGCGUGCAAACGGCUCCUGCGCGGGAGGCCGGGGCACUGGCUCUGCGGCUGUCUGGGGAAGAAAAGGCUCCGUGCCUCGAGGACGCGAAAGGACACUUAGGAAGUUUAGACGCCAGGCGAAGGGAUGCGAUGCUUGUGAGCUCGCCUCUCGUCCCGCGGGCAUCGGCUGCUUCGCGCGCACCGCCUCCGUCUCGCUCUUCGCACGCCUCCGCGGCGUCUCGUCGCGCCGUACCUCUCCUGGGGAACGGGCGAGCGCGUGGAGCCGCCGACGCGGGGCGGCGUCUUCGCGAGGCGCCAGGCGAAGGGAGGCAGACGCCGCGAGCAGAAGCCAGGCUCGCCAGCGAAGAGCGGGCGAUGCGGCAGCGAGAGCAACGGGCUAGGCUCUUGCCUCGUGACUGCGCUGAGAGGCCGAGGGAGCCGAGGGAAGAGGGGCGGGGGGCGUGGAACGAGAGCGAAAAAGAAAAGACGGCGCGCCUCCUCAUUCGCGUCGUCUCUGCCGCUGUCGAGGCAGGCCAGGAUGGACACCUGCGGCGCGUCCGGCCUGCUGGCGGAUGUCGAGGCAGCUGUGAAGCGUCCGCCGACGCGCUGGAAGAGGCAUCGUCUCAUUCGUCUGUCGCUCCGAGGGCGGCGCCGAAUUUGGGGUCGCCUCUCUCUGGCUACUUUCUGCUUCACGGCGAAGAGCGGAGGGACGCGCUCCGGGUUUCCCAAGUGUCUGCGUCUGUCUCUCCGUCCUCGUCCUCGUCUUCUUCUCCCUCGUCCUUCGCUUCGUCCAUGAUUUUGCCCUCUGCUGCGCUUCGUCCUUCGGCCGAGUGCGCCAACGAGAGCGAGAGGAAGGGACAGGCAUCCGGCGGCGUUUCUGUCACCUCGCUUCCAGUCUCAGGCGCCUCUAGGGAUGACGCCCCUGGAGCGCUGGCGGUUCAAGUUUUUGCAGAGGAGGAGUGUGUCAGGAGUAACGGCGAGGAGGGAAAAGAGGAGGAAAGCGACGGAGCUGGGCAGCUUUCCCUGUUGGGCGCUGGCGGGCGUUCAGAAGGGCGCACGCAGUUUGUGGAGGCAGGGACCCUUCCAGCGCCGAAAGAGCAAACCCCCUUUACGGCUUCAUUUGUUCCGAGACGCCGGUCGACAGCGGGCUCGCCACAGCCUCGUCCAGCGCCUUCUUCAGAUUCUUCCCCGUUCCCUUCGGCGUUUCUUUCUGAGGCGGUAUGCGAUCUCUCUACUGUGAGUCCCUCUCACGAUGCAGCGACUCUGCCUGCGGCAAGUGCAAGGGACAUGGCAGCGUUCUCUACGUCUCCGUCGCGGUCAGCGUCCUCUCUGGCCUCUCAGCCACGGCGCAACUCCACACCUGGCGCUUUUCCCGCCCGAGGAGGGCAUUCGCCGGCGAAAGCAUCGCCCGCAGAUUUCCUCUCGAGCGGCGGAGGAGGCGAAGCGAGUUGUGGGGUAGAUCCCGCGAGCUCUGCCUCCGCCGCGACGCCUCUAGCAGAUGCGGGCGGCUCUUCGGCGCACGUCUGGGCGGCGUGCCUCCGCGACCAGAUGGCAGAAGGCCGAGCGAAGGAAAAUGAAGAGCAUGACGUGCGACCGGCGGCGUCUCCUAGGCGACUUGCGGCGUCUCCUAGGCGACUUGCGUCGUCUCCCGCCCCCGUUUGGGGUGGGAGGAAUUCUGUGGGUGCUGCGUGGUGUUUUGGCCGCGACGGCGCCUUGCGAGAUUCGUUUUCUUCGUUCUCUCUCUCGCCUUCACCGGCGUCUCUCUGCUUCAUGACAGCUGCAGAGCGUGUGUCCUCUUCGCCCGUCUCUCUCCCCCUGUGCUCUCCGGACUCGCCCGCUCUUCUUGCCUCGGGCCCCGUCUGCCUCGCGGCGGGUUCUGUGGCGCCCAGCAUGCGGUCGGAAACUCGACGCGGGCGUCGCGGCUCGGCGCUCGCAGGGUCGCCGACGUCUCCGCCGGUGUUGCUGCAGCCGACGUUCGCCCAGCCCCCGGGCGGUGCGCCCUUUCUGACGCCCUCGAGUCGCUGCCAGUCAUUUUCUUCCUGUGUUCGUUAUUCGCAGGCUCAGUGGAGCCGCCCAGCGAGGCCGAGUCUGCAGCCUCACAGUGGCGGACGAGCGUCUCUGCGCGAUGAGGAGAGAGAAGGAGCUUUCGUGGUCUCUCGGUCAAACCCUCAGAGGGCCUCUCCGCCUGUGCUGUCUACCGCGUUUGCGCCUGCAGUGUCUUGUACGGUGUUUUCGCGCUCCCCGUCGUCUUCCCCCUCAUUCUUUUCUUCACCGCCGUCGCGCAUCGCGUCCUUCGCUUCGUCCGUGUCCUCUCCCAUGAGUUUUUCGGUGCCUCCGUCCUCCUCAGACCUGCCUUCAUCGCCUGUCGCCGAGCGUCCUCCGGCCUUCCUGUCUCCGCUUGCUGCUUCUUCCUCCAGCUCGGGUCAGUCUUCCGCUUCCUCGUUCCCUCCGCCGUCCUCUUUAGCUCCGCCCGCGCGUUCACCUGCGUUCCCUGCUCCCUCAGCGUCCUACAAGACUUCGCCUGCGCUCUGUGCGGACGCGAAACGCGCAGCGAUAUACAUCUGCGUAGAUAUGCGCGGCGUCGUGGUGCGUGAGCGGCCGUGGGAAGGAUCCUGGCUGCAGACGCUGCCGGCGGCUCGCGCCGUCCUUCCCUUUGCCCUGCUGGACCCCCUCUGGCGCCUUCACUGGAAAAGAAAACGACCCGCGGAGGAGUGCGGCGACGAGCUGUCUCCGAGGCUGGAGGGCCCCCCCAGUCGUGCGCAGGCCAAGCCAGCGGAGCCCGCGGGACGCACUGGCCAAGACGCGCCGGGAGACGCGGCGAAUGAAAGCGCCACACAGACGAGCGAGUUCACUCCUGCAGGGCUGACCGCGAACUCUCCGCAGCACGCGGAGGCAGAGGCGUCUCCAAGCGGAAGCGCUUCAUCUCCUCGAACCCCUGGUAGCCCUCCGUCUGAGGCACAGACUCCGGGCGCCACUGCGGGGGGGCACGGCUCCGGAGUUCCCUCGCCCCGCGGCUGGCGCUCUCCGUCGCCAAUUGGCCGCGAGGCGAGCGACAUGAGCGACAGGACGAAGGAGGCGUUGGAAAUACCGGAUGCAGACGAGAAGGCUGAACGACCAGGCAAAAGAUCUGUCACCUCCACGUCGCCGUCCACGCCGGCGCCCGCGUCUCCAGAGGGGGCGGUUUCGGCCUCGGGAGACCUUCCUCGAGGCUUCUCGAACUGCGAGCGGAUUCCUUCGCGUGUUUCGAGUCUUUUGCCGACCUCUUCGCCUUCUCUCACUUCGUCCUGCAGGCGUCCGCCUUCGUCUGAGUCGCCGUCCUCUGCGUCCUCUGUCUCUCUGGCUCUCGCGGCCGACCGCGCCUUGCAGCCAGCGGCGGAGACGCUCGACUGGGCGUGCGUGUAUGCGCUGAAGGAGCUGCAGCAGGGCGGGCUCGGGCUGAGCGCGGCCUUCGUGGGGGGCUCGCUGAAGGGUCGGUACCUGUUGCUCGCGCUCUCGGAGAUGGAGAAGAGCCGCAGGCGCCUCGCCGACCUGGAGUCGCAGACGCGCAAGGACGUGAAGCACUUCCGCGCCAAGAUCGCCGCGGCGGAAAGAGACAUCUCCAUGCACCGCCGCACACAGCUCGUGCAAGAAAAAAAAUACAGACGGCUGCUCUACGAACAGGAGAAAGCGUACAUCGCCAAGCUCGCCGCCGUUCGCGACCUCGAGCUCCUCAUCAGCGCCGCCGAAGAAGACGGAAAUGGCAGCGUGCGACGACGGGCGGCGGACGCGGCUAGCGAAGGCGCCUGCAAAGGCGAGCACACGCUAGCGGCGACUUCCACCGAGCCGCGCCCAACGAAAGACUGCGUGGCGCAAGAUGCCGUAGCUCCGCGCCCAAGUCCACGUGCGGACGGCAUCAGAGACGCGCAAGGCGAUGAAGGGCGAGUGGUGCAGAAGAAGAUCGCAGCGCGCCGCACCCUUCAGCCCGCCAGCGGCGCGAGGGAGUGUCUGCCUGCGCAAGGCCUGGCGGGUGAGACCGCGAGUGCCUGCAUCCAAGGAGAGGCAGCGAAGGCAGGGGUGCCUGAGACCAGGGAAAGAGAUGGCGGGUUUCGCUCUGCCUUGUCUCGUGUCGCCGGUGGCGAGGGCGUGACGCUUGGAAGCGCGGGUCCCUGGACGCCUCGGCGUGGCUGGAAUCGCCCGGGCGCGAACGGAGACGUCGACUUGGUCACCGCGCGCCUCUCCUGUUCACCGUCUGGGGCGUCCGAGACAGCACGACGGCGAGACGAGUCGUCCUCCGCAGGGCCGCUUUCCCUCUUUUCCUCCCCUGCGAAAACCGUCCGCUCUGUCCUCAGCGCGGCGGCUGGGUGGGGGUCCAAAGUGUUGUCUGUCGGCGGCCUUGCGCCACCGUCUCCUCGAGAAGGAGCGCCUCGAGCGAGCACCGAGGCGGCGAAGCGAGCGGUGAGAGGGCGCGGCCUCGCGGCGUUCAGGCCUGCAUCGGUGAGCGAGGGAGAUGCGCGAGACGAACCCAGUUCAGCAGGGGAAAGGCGAUGCGAGCAGGGAGAUGUGGAGCGCGAGAGGGGAAGGGAGAGGGCGGAGACAGACAGUCGCGAGGAGGGGCGGAGGGCGGACGAAAAUGGAGGCGGAGAGGGGGAGAAGCCGAUGCACGCAGACGCAACGGUUGCGACAAGUGACGAGCGAGUGUGUCUGGAUAUCCAAGGGACGUCGCAGCAGGGAGCGAACUUGGGGGGGUUGGCAAAGCAUGGGUUUGGCGUGAAACUCUACGGGGAUGAAGGCGAAGCGCACGGCGGGAGAGCUGCCUCCCGAGACUUGAGGGAGUCCACUGGGUUACUGAGCUCCCAGUCGGAGCGCAGUGGCUUCCCGUCUCCCCUCACCUGGACGAAGAGAGACGAAUGCAGGGGGAAAGGAGAGAGGAACAGCGCAGCAGCGCGCGAAGGGGACGAAGGAUGGAGAGGCGACGAUGCGGCCCCUGGCCAAGAGCCCGCAGGGAGCGGAAAUGAAGGAGAGAAAAAGACAUAUGCGAGUGUCUUUUCGGCUCUCGGAGGCAUGAGGGCUUCUAGCGAGUCUGCAACGGCGUCGCGCAAAGAGGCGAUUGCCGCAGCCUUGAAGAGGGUUGCGGCCGCUGAGAGAAAAUUGGCGAAGCGGAAGGCUGCCGCCGCCGGGGCGCGCGCGUCCCUCGAGGCCUUCCAGGCGGAAUUGCGAGAUCUCGAGGACAUUAAAGACCGAACGUGCUCCUUUGCCCUCGCCGUCUACUAG